Molecule: messenger RNA, 2080 nt
Organism: Capra hircus (goat)
Lineage: Eukaryota; Metazoa; Chordata; Mammalia; Artiodactyla; Bovidae
Gene: LRRC25
Product: leucine rich repeat containing 25
Exons: 5
Coding region: 865-1785 (306 amino acids)
Source: RefSeq, a predicted model, not a curated record
CCUGUGUCCCUUGCAUUGACAGCACUGAGUUUUAGCCACUGGACCACCAGGGCAGUCCUCCCAGUCUCUCUUGUGUUACUAUUCCUGGGAUCUGACUCAGGCUGCCCUCUCCUCCUGAGACUGCAGGCUCCUGGAAGGGUUCCCCACCUCCAGAGCCCAGGCUCACUCCAGAAGAAUCUUUUCACACAGUGCCCCUGCCCUGCUCACACACCUGCCUUGGCCCUGGGAAUAAAGCCUGGCUUUGGAGGCCUUUGCCGCCUGGCCCCCACCCAUCGCCAGUCCCUCCACUUAGCCUCGCCUCUCCAGCCACUCCACUCCUAAGGAGGCUGCCACUGUUAACCACUGUAUCCCAGGCGGGCACGUCUUCUCAAGCGACAGGACCUGUGCUCCUGCUGCGGCUUCUCGCUGCAGUCUGCGACACGUUCAUUUCUGCCUGCGAGUGCAACUCUUCCUCCAGGCCCCAGACUCAAAGUCCUCUUCCCCAGCGAGCCCUCCUCUCAAUGCUCCCCCACAGCAUGUUCAUACACAAGGAGAGUUCUGAGUCUGUGGGAGAGGGAAGCCUUCCAGUAUCCUGACCCUCACGCCGACCUUGACCUGACUCCGUCAGACUGGGGAUGUCUGUUUCCAGCUUUAUCUUUUUCCAGGACUGGAUGCUCCUAGAGAUACCGACCGGGGGGCGGAGCCUCUCGGGGGGCUCAGCAUGGCUCGGGGCAGAGCUCGAGGAGCGCCAGGCAUCGCAGUGGAUCGGAAGCCGGGGAGGGUCGGACCCUCUGACCCCCGCGUCCAGGUGAGCCACCACGCUGCCGGCAACUUCCAGCACGACCGAGGCCAAGGCCGGGCAGUAGGACCAGAAAGGUUGCCUGAAUGGGGGGUGCCCUGACGUGGGCGCUGUGGUUGCCACUGCUGCUGCACCAGGCAGGCAGCCAGACGUCGUCAUGCAGCGUGUUCUCGGGGGACGUGGACUGGACCACGGAAUACUCUGACACUUGCCUCAACUUCAGCGGCCAAAUCCUGAGCCAGCUACCUCAGAACCAGUCUCUGCGGGCCAGAUUCCUGCAGCUCCUCGAUCUGUCUGCGAACGGCCUUCAACGGCUCCCAGGGUCCUUCUUCAGGGACCUGGAGCGGCUGCAGCUACUGAUUGUGACCAACAACUCCUUGGACUUCGUGGACAGGGCGCUGGCCAAACGCUGUGACCUCGACCUGCAGGCUGACUGCAGCUGUGUCCUAUUAGACUGGCACACAGACCGGCGGGACAACUGCUCUGACCCAGAGCUUCCAAAGUGCCUAGAUGUGCCCACUGGUGCCUGGCACAACCUCUCUGUCUUCUUGGACGUGAGCUGCCCCUCUGGCCUGACCAAGACAACCAUUGGCGCACUGGUGGCCAGUGGAAGCCUGCUCCUUGUGCUUGCCAUUGCUGGCCCGGUGCUGGCCUGGAGACUCUGUAGACAUCGGAUGGGCCAGAACCUGAGCAAAACGUGGGCUGCUCAGGAUGGCUCCAGGUCUAGUUCGGGCUGGCAGUCAAGGUACAGUAGCCAAAGCCGCAGGCCUAAGCCUCCAGCCAACACCCCGCCCAGAUCUUCCACCCCUGACUACGAAAACAUGUUCGUGGGCACGCCGGCUGCCAGACACCAGUGGGAUGAACACAGGUCUCCCCCUUCAGAGGGCGGCGACUUCUACAUGAGCUAUGAGAGCCUCCAGCACGAGUCCCAGCCUGUCUACUGCAACCUACAGUCGCUGGGCCAGGUCCCAUUGGAUGACGAGGAGUAUGUGGUCCCUGGGCGCUGAGCAACAUCUUCACCAUCUCAGACUCCAGCCUGAGACUUCAGGUGACGGGGCAUUCUGGCUCCUCCCUGGCUUCAGUCCUCCUGUCUGAGAAAUGGCACCAGGGGAGGGUCAUCCUUGAGGCUCCAGAGCGGCUCUGGAGCCCCAUCCCUAGCCCAUUCUGCCCCCCAGGCCACUGGGCUGCCAGAAGGGGAGGAGAGACCCCAGCGUGGAUGGGGGUGGGAGAGUCAAUGUAUGAACUCUGUUGGCAUUCCCUGUCAGUGUGCAAGCAUUGCGCAAAUAAAUUCUUCAGGACAGA